Messenger RNA from Dicentrarchus labrax (European seabass), 3167 nucleotides. RefSeq names its product galanin receptor 2a. Gene Ontology annotation, biological process: G protein-coupled receptor signaling pathway. NCBI's taxonomy places the organism in Eukaryota, Metazoa, Chordata, Actinopteri, Moronidae. The transcript is spliced from 2 exons. The record is from RefSeq and is a predicted model, not a curated record. Gene Ontology annotation, molecular function: G protein-coupled receptor activity; peptide binding. Gene Ontology annotation, cellular component: membrane. Bases 337 to 1350 code for a protein of 337 amino acids.
CAAAAAUGACGAAUAAUAAUUUUAUAAUAAUUACCUCCUGCAGCUUUAAUGCAGCCUUUAUCAUUCCUAUUAUUCUGUGUCAUUUUCAAACUGCCUACAAUGCCUGAAUAGUAUUCUUUCAGUGAUCCCUCUGUUGGAUCAGUUGAAGUCAGUCCUGGUUCAUUAGUGAGUGGGGGGGGGUUGGCUCCGGGUCGCUGCUGUAGAUCAGUAUCAGGUGGAUUAAUCCGCUCUGUCGCCUGUUGCGCUGCGUCUGGAUGAGGAAAUGUUGGCGCGCGUUUGGAGCCGUUGCGCUCGGAUCACCGGACUCUGUGAACCACGAAUGAACACAGCGGGAAGAUGAACCUCUCCUCGGCGAACUCGUCCUCCUGGAAAGCGGAGUCGGUGGUGAUCUCUCUGGGGUUCUCGGUGAUCUUCCUGGUCGGCACCGUGGGGAACUCUCUGGUCCUCGCGGUGCUGUUUCGGAACGGGCAGAUGAACACCAAAACCACCAACCUGUUCAUCCUCAACCUCGGGAUAGCGGAUCUGUGCUUCAUUGUGUUCUGCGUGCCCUUUCAAGCCACCAUCUACACGCUGGAUGAAUGGGUGUUUGGCCCCGUGGUGUGUAAAGUCGUGCACUUCAUCAUUUUCCUCACCAUGUACGCGAGCAUCUUCACCCUGACAGCUGUGUCCCUGGACAGGUGCGUCCGACCUCCUCUCUCAAAGCCUAAAAGGUAUUUAGUAAUUUGCUACCCGCUGCGCUCCCGGGAGAUGAGAACACCGAAGAAUGCCCUCACCUCCAUUGGCCUGGUCUGGGCCUUGGCCCUGGUGUUCUCCGGUCCAUAUCUGAGCUACUACACGCAGCUGGACCUGGCCGGCACCGUGGUGUGUAUCCCUGCCUGGGAGUCCAAACCACGCAUCGCAAUGGACAUGUGCACCUUUGUCUUCGGCUACCUUAUCCCCGUCCUGGUGCUCGGCCUGACCUACGCUCGUACCGUCCGAUACCUGUGGACCAGCGUGGACCCCGUGAAGGACAUGUCCGAGUCGAGGCGGGCCAAGCGGAAAGUCACCAAGAUGAUCAUCAUUGUCGCUGCUCUCUUCUGUCUCUGCUGGCUCCCCCAUCACCUGAUCAUCCUCUGCAUGUGGUUCGGAAGCUUCCCCCUCAACCACGCCACCUACGUCCUCCGCAUCCUCUCCCACCUGGUGGCGUACACCAACUCCUGCCUCAACCCCAUCGUCUACGCGCUCGUCUCCAAGCACUUCCGCAAAGGCUUCAGGAAGGUGUUCAGCUGCUCGCUGAGGAGGAGGGAGGUCAACAAGGUGCACGUCGUCCAGGCAGUGAACACGGUGAGCAGCGUGGAGACGUCCAACUGAAGACGACGGAAAAGAACCGGACCAGACGAAGGAGAAGAAGAGCCAACUGAACAUUUAAGAAGUCUUUAGACGACGUAAUGUGACAAAAAUAUUAACAUCACAAGACUAAAAAACAUCUGAUUGAGUAAGACGGCAGGGUUAUUGAUCAUCUCCAGUUAUUGUUAGUCUGCAUUCUGGUAAUUAAAUUGAUCACAAAAGAGAAAAACGGGCGUGGUUUGUCACAAUCUGGUUAAAAAAAAAGGACACAGAUUGAUUGAUUGAUCAAGUGAAGGCAACUCAUUUGACCUCGUAGUUGCUAGCAGCGAAGCUCCAGGGCUUGCAGUGGUCCAGACUGAAAUAUCUCAACAAUUCGCUGAUGGAUGGACAUAAAAUUGGGUGCAGACAUUCACGAUCACUGCAGGAAGAAGCCUUUGACCUCAUGUGCCACCAUGAUUGUUUUUUGGUGAAAUGUCUAGCGCCAUCAUCAGGUCAAAAUCUCACUCCGACCAAGAAUUUAGUUUAUGACCAAACGCCUGCAGAAAAACCAAAGACCAUCACAUACUAAAGACAUAACACUAAAUUAAGAUGGUGAACAUUAUCCUUUCUAAACAUCACGUUAUGUUAGCAUUUAGCUCAAAGCACCACUUUCUUUAUUUUUUUAGGCUUUUCUGAACACGUUACAGUCAGUAUUAUACGCACCGCUUCAGACACCAUAGUUUGCUAACAUUGUUGUUUCCGGAAGUUGGUCCCUAGCACCUCGUGAAGGACGGGAAGCUAUGAUCAGAAUCUGGAUCAAGACUUGUCUAGAUCCACGUUAGAUUUAUGGUUUAAGAUUCAUGGUUUAAUGGGACACUAACAAAGUCUUCAGAUACCUUGAUUUGUGUCUAAUUCUGUUUAUUGUGCCAGAAAUUAAAAGCACAUGUGGACGCUGAGAUUUAUGGUUGGUCAGGUUCUGAAGUACUUUUCCUGGAGGUCCUGCUGGCUGAACACGUUUCAUCAUGAAGAUCAUUUAAAAUAAUUUAAUGAAGAUCAUUUAGACACUAAAUAAAGGGAUAUUACCACUAUUGUAUUCAGUGACUUGUGCGAUUACAGUUCAGUAUUACUAAUAAAUUCAUUUAUGUAACACGUUUAAGAGAAAAGUUGCAAAGUGCUUUCUUCUAUGGAAGCCUGUUUCCACCAAUGUGACGGAAAAGGUUCUCUAAGUCAUUAUAAUGAGAAACUUUCCCAAAAUAUUGACUGAGUGUAAGUCAUUAUUUUGAGAAGGUUUCUCAUUAUAAUGACUUACAGAAUCAAAACUCACAGCUACAAAGAUACCGUAACAAUAUGUUUUUUAAAUUAAGAUGAAGAGUGACGGUGCCUGAUUUAGGUCAUCAGCUUCAUCCCAGAGGAGUUUGUAGAAGGAUGACUCGCUGAAAGCUCAGAUGAGUCUCACAUGCGGAAGGUUGGCGGUGCAGGUUUUGGCUGGAAGCUGCUUACAUGAGCAGUCUGAGGAGAUGUGGGUGGUGUUUGAUGGUGGGAAAAAAAAAAGAAAUGUUAUGCAACCGACAGUUGCCAGACAGAUUUUCAAUCACUUCUACAUAUCUGAAUAUACGUCUGUUACUAAUCCAGCACCGUGUACACAAACCUCAACAGGCCUCAAUGUUCUGUGGCUUUAUGAAUAUGCUGCAUGAUGCUCGGUGUUGUAUGUGGUGAUAUACGGCUGGCUGAGCAGGGCUACGGGACAUUAAACCGACUGUUGCUGUAAUGUUUCUGUGUGUAUGCAUGCCGACAGUAUUAUUGUGCUGUACAGAACAUCAUCAGAGUUGUUGAACUAAUAAAUACAUCAGGUUGUUGCGUAA